AUGCCUUUCCUUGACCACCUCCUCACCUACAAGAUCACAGCUUACAACACUAGGCACCAAAGAGGAAGAAAGCUUAGUGUUGGAGGGCUCAUCACACCUAUCUUGUGUGCUGCUGGAGUAACCCAACUGAUAGGAGAGCUACUGAACCAGUUGGGCAUGAGGAUGAUGCGAGAAGAGGAGCCUGAGCUCGAUCGAGCUGAGUCUCGAGCUGAGGAUCGAGCUGAGGAUCGAGCUGAAAUCAGGUCCAGGAGCGCUGAUUGGGUGAGCCUGAGUGCUACUACUUUGAGGAGUAUGAGGCUCCAAGGAUGA
Microthlaspi erraticum is the source of this 309-nucleotide messenger RNA. The record is from the annotation of a GenBank genome assembly. Lineage: Eukaryota; Viridiplantae; Streptophyta; Magnoliopsida; Brassicales; Brassicaceae.